Molecule: messenger RNA, 699 nt
Organism: Fusarium keratoplasticum
Lineage: Eukaryota; Fungi; Ascomycota; Sordariomycetes; Hypocreales; Nectriaceae
Exons: 2
Coding region: 1-699 (232 amino acids)
Source: RefSeq, a predicted model, not a curated record
AUGUCGGACGGCAUCGCUCCAGCUAUAGACAAAGUCGGCGCGCCUGACCCCAAGGCUCCCGAGGCCGAGGCUGCUGCUCCCACCAUGGAUACCACAACAGCUCCUUCGGAGCCCGCCAAGUCGGAGGAUAGCAAGCCUGCUGGCCUGAAUGUCCCUGCGCCCAAGCCUGUCGAGGUAAUGUCGGUCCCAGAGACGCCCAUCAACAACCGGACUCCAGCGGGCGGCACACCGAGACCCGAGCUAAACAUUGAGGAGGAACCCAAGGAACCGGCCAAGAACGAGGACGAAGUCGCCUUCAUCACCACGGGUGUCGAGACGGGAUCCGCCCCAGCUGUCUCGGCCCCGAAGGACACCACUAUGACAGACAAGCCUGCCGAUGACAAGCCCACCGAGGCGGCGACUAACGGCGCCAGCAAGCCCAGUGCUGACGACGUCACUGAGGCGGCCGCGGGAGAGAAACGCAAACUGGGUGAAGCGGCGCCGGCAACUAACGGUGCAGCCCCCGCCGAGGCAGAGAAGGCCGAGCCGGAGGAGCGCGCCAAGAAAGCCCGGGUCGAGGACGUCGCGGACGAGCCUACGGCCACCGAAACCGCUACAAACGGCAAGGGCACCAAGGCCAAGAAGGAGAAGAAGACUCCUCCUGCUGUCGGCAAGACGGCUCGAAAGACGCGGAGUCAGGGUCCCGUCGAGGCUGAAUAA